This is a messenger RNA of Aspergillus campestris IBT 28561, 1444 nucleotides long. RefSeq lists its product as uncharacterized. The coding region runs from base 1 to 1272 and encodes 423 amino acids. Gene Ontology annotation, biological process: lipid metabolic process. The transcript is spliced from 3 exons. NCBI's taxonomy places the organism in Eukaryota, Fungi, Ascomycota, Eurotiomycetes, Eurotiales, Aspergillaceae. The record is from RefSeq and is a predicted model, not a curated record.
AUGGAACCUGAUAAAUAUGUCGAUCCCUACCUGACUCGACCGGACACGGCGGUGUUGCAGACCCUGUUAUCUGAUAUCCAAGAUCAGUCCCAGCAGUCAGGUGACCGUGAUCAUAGCACUAGUCAAGAAAAAGUGGUCAUAGACCAAUUGGAAACUCUCAAUGAUCCGCGACGCGUUGGGUUCGAGCCCACCGUCACGCUCACCUGGGACACUCCCGACCUGCAACGCAGGUUGCCGCCAUGGGCAAACAAAUGGCUGCUGCAGCCCUAUCUCAAUGUCGCCCGCAAGGUAGUCCGCGUCGAGACUGACGUCGUCAUGCUGAACCACCUCAUAAUCUACUUCACGACCCUUGUUCCCAGUGCCAUCUACCUCUACUACCAUUUCACCUGGUUCCAUGGCGUCCUCCACUGGAUCAUGCAGUCUUACUUCGUCGGCACCUACACCCUCAUGAUGCACCAGCACAUCCACAUGGGCGGUAUCCUCAGCAAACCCUUCUGGCUCUUCGACUCGGUCUUCCCCUACAUCACGAACCCUCUGAUGGGCCACACGUGGAACUCGUACUACUACCACCACGUCAAGCACCACCACGUCGAGGGCAACGGGCCCGGUGACCUCUCCUCCACCGUGCGCUACCAACGCGACGACCUCUCUAACUUCCUCUGCUACGUCGGCCGCUUCUUCUUCUUCGUCUGGUUCGAGCUCCCCCUGUAUUUCAUCCGCAAGGGGCACCUACUUCAAGGCCUGAAGGCCGGCUUCUGGGAGCUAGGCAACUACCUCGCCAUCUACGCGCUGUAUACCCAUGCCAGCGCGCGUGCCACCGUCUUCGUCUUCAUUCUCCCGGUGUCGCUCCUCCGCGUCGGCCUUAUGGUCGGCAACUGGGGUCAGCACGCCUUAGUCGAUGAGACAGAUCCAAACUCGGACUUUCGCUCCAGCAUCACCCUCAUUGACGUUCCGAGUAACCGUUUCUGCUUCAACGACGGCUACCACACCUCCCACCACCUCAACCCUCGCCGCCACUGGCGUGACCACCCCGUCUCGUUCCUGAAGCAGAAGGACCGCUAUGCCAAUGAGCACGCCCUUGUCUUUCGCAACAUUGACUACAUCAUGAUCACGUACAAGGUCUUAACCAAGGACUACAUGCAUCUUGCUAAGUGUCUUGUGCCGAUGGGCGACCAGAUCUCCAUGACAAUGGAGGAGAGGGCUGCCAUGCUGCAGACUAAGACCAAGCGGUUUGGAGAGAAGGAGAUCAAGGCCUGUUUUGGAGGGCAAUGAUGCUGUCUAGGAUAUGUGCCUUGGUUUGUUUGAUGUGUCGACAGCUUCUGGCACGGCUUCUUGAGCGUAUUACAGGUCGUGGGAUGGACCUUAAAAUGUAUGAUAGAACAAUUGUACAUGUACUGGCUGCUUUCUACGGCUUUUCCGCCAUAUCACUUAUGCGAAUAUCCAC